GAGUUCUGUGUUUUGUUGCUGUCAGAGACAAAUGGGGGUUACUGAGGAGAGAGUCAGUCAUGGCUGCUUCCUUGGUACGGUGGCUAAAAACAUUGUGUGUAUUCUUGUGGACAUGCCCGCUCUGUGUCCCAGCCUUCUUAAAUUUAGAGGAGCUGAAUGAGAUGAAAUAUGGGAUUCAGAUUCUCCCCGAUCCCGUCAUCAUGGGCCAGACCAAAACAGAGGAAGUUAUGAUGGUGUCUAACAAGUACAAGCAGAUGUAUGAGUGUCGACUCCCGGCCAUGGCUGUACGGUUUCAUCAGGAUCUAGCAUCUGAGCCAGAAUCAACAGGGUACACCGGGCCUGACAUCCCAGACCUACUCAAUCCAAUGCACAGUAACCAGUGUCUGGUAAAGACGAAGGACUGGUGGACGUAUGAGUUCUGCCAUGGUCAGCACAUCAGACAGUACCACCUUGAAGACACAGAGAUCAAAGGGGACAUCCUCUUUCUGGGUUAUUACGAAUCCGAGUUUGAUUGGAGCAAUGAAACAGCAAAGGCGUCCAAGCAGCACAGACUGAAGCGCUACCACAGUCAGUCCUACAUAAACGGCUCAAAGUGUGACCUAAAUGGAAGUCCCCGAGAGACCGAAGUCAGAUUCCUGUGUGAAGAAGGUGCGAGUGACUACAUUGCCCGAGUGGACGAGCCUCAGUCGUGCCGUUACGUGCUGACAGUUCACACCAGUCGCACCUGCCAACAUCCCUUCCUGAAGCCACCAUCCACUGCCAAGCCCCAGGGGAUCGUGUGCCAACCCGCACUAAGUGCCCAACAGUACAUGGACUACGUCAAGGCUCAAGUCUCGGACACGAAGCGUAAAGUGGAGCAGAUCUCGGAAGAGCUGAGGAGUCUUGAUGAGAUGUUAGCUGCUAAUGAAGGAAAUGAAAGAACAGGCGAAGCAGCAGAAGUGACUACAGAGGAAACAUCACCUGCAGCCACUGAUGACUCGAAUGUGUCUGAAAAAGAAGAAACUGCAGAAGUUUCUGAGGAUGCUGGGUCAGAGGAGGGAGGUGACUCUGAAUUCUGGGAGGGGGUCACCAAGCCCAGGAGUUCAAAAACAACAGCAUCUAAACAGCACGAUCAGGCAGCAGAUGAUGGCUAUAACUCAGUCACAGACAAUGAAGUCAUUGAAGACGGUGAGGAAGUUGAAAAGUUCAACUUCAAAAUCAUCACUGACCCUGCAGACCUGAUGAAAUUUGUCCAACACCUCAAAGAAAGUAACAGGAAGAAAGCACAAAACCAAGCUAAAAAUCAAGGAGAGAAACCAACAGGGGUAACAGAGAAACUCAGGGCAGACGAGAAAGAGGAUGAUGAGCACCUGCAAGAGUUUGAGGAGGAGAUGGCAGACCUCUCGGUGCCCUCGGAUAAGAUUGAAGAGAUAAAGGAGGAAAUGCAGAAGGAGUUUGACAACAUCAUAAAUGAGGCCCAGCAGGAGUUAGAGACAGAAGGUCUGAAAGGGGAGUUCGAUCGCACUCAGGCCACGCAGACACUGGAGACGACACUGGACAAGCUGCUCGAUCAGUUGGAGGAGAAAGAAGUCCAGGACACGGAGCAGCAAACAGCCGGAGCUCAGAGAGGCAGCGACCCGACCAGAGGCAGUCCUAGCCUGGCUCCAAAGCAGCCAGACCAAGCGGCUGACGACCAUGUUAAGAUCAAAAUUACUAAGUAUAAGACGGGCAGCAGCCCUGAUGGGGAGGUCAAAGUUCAGGAGAUGGGCGAAGGAGACCCCCAGUGGCAGCACAUAAAGGACGUGGUUAAAGAACAGCUAGAGAAAGCAGGACUGAAGGCAGAAGGUAAAAUCGAGGUGAAGAUCCUGACAAGAAAAAGUGCAGAGGAAGCAGGUGAUCAGUGGCUAACUGAAGAAGAUACAAAGUCCUUCAGGGAGCUGCUCAUAAAUCUUCUGACUGGAGGCACAGAAGAGGUUUACAAAGAGCAGAAGAGGCACCAGGAGUUGGAGAACAACUAUAGGUUUGUUUGGGGAGAGUCUCAGGAGGAGUCGCAGUCAUCCAGCACCUCUGACUCAGACGAUGUGGACAUUUGAGCUCGUUCAGUGCACCUUCUGAGACAAUGAACUCCUGUGGAGACCAGCAGAGGGGACGACUCUGAAGGGCAUCACAUUUGAAAGGAGAGCCCAAAUGAUUCAAAUACUGCUGUUAAAACUUGACAGAAAAUAUCUACUCACCUGUUUGCACAUUUAGAAAAUGUGUGUGUCUGUUUUCAAUAGGCAAUAUGUGUCUGUAAGAGGCACCAGUUCUAGUUUAUGUUGCACAGUGAAGCCGCAACAGGUCAGCUUUACCUGAGGAAGUUGAAUUAAGUUAUGCAUUUCCUCCUUUUUGAUGGGAUUCAGUUUUGAAAGAAAGCUGGAAAAACCCAAUGAUGUACAAUAUGUACCUUCUUAGAAGUAUUUCAGUGGAUUCUCUGAAUAUUUAUGUCUAGUUCUUAAGUUUCAGAAACACACCAUGUCCACAAUUAAACUACUUCAUCUUAAAAAGUCUCUACCUUUAAGUUACAUAACCAGGCAUUGCUCAGACUAAAAACAAAAAAGGACCUGUGUUUGCACAGUUAUUUUUUACUUUAUGAAGAAUGUGUCCAGGUAUGAAAAACAAAGGACAUGUUCUCAAAGGUUGAUAUUUCAGUACUCGCCUGUCUUUUUCUGACAAAGAUCCUCAAAGUGUCCGAAAUCAUCCUCUGGCACUUUAUGUUCUUAGAGUUAUGUCUAGAAACUCAUUAUAUAAUCAUUGUUUCCCUGAAUUAAUGGCUUCCCCUUGAGUUGCCAUGUGCUGUUAAAGGGAUUCAAAGGAAAAAUCACUCAAAAAGCAUAGGGACAGAAAUAUUUUCAGUUUGUAUUUUAUUUUUGUUUCUGACAAGGACAGCCUAUAUUUGAUUUACAUGGACUUAGCUAAGAAAAAGAAAACAAAGAGAGCUACAUUUUUUAUCAGCUCUAGUAAUCAAAAAUAAUAAAUCCACACACAACUUUUGUAAGGAUCCUUCUGCGGUGUACUUUAAAGGGCUGAAUUUGUAAAGUUUGUGAAUAUUUGUGACUGCCUGGAACUUAAUUUGUACAUAAUUACUGCGUUAAUAUGUUUUUGAAAUGAAUUGUUGUAUAUUAGCACAAACUAAGUAGGGCUUGAGUUACCUGAGUAAACACAUUCAGUUUUCUGACUGUU
Molecule: messenger RNA, 3198 nt
Organism: Notolabrus celidotus (New Zealand spotty)
Lineage: Eukaryota; Metazoa; Chordata; Actinopteri; Labriformes; Labridae
Gene: os9
Product: OS9 endoplasmic reticulum lectin
Exons: 15
Coding region: 60-2072 (670 amino acids)
Biological process (GO): retrograde protein transport, ER to cytosol; endoplasmic reticulum unfolded protein response
Cellular component (GO): endoplasmic reticulum lumen
Source: RefSeq, a predicted model, not a curated record